This is a messenger RNA of Larimichthys crocea (large yellow croaker), 2264 nucleotides long. It is a transcript of the gene ahcy, whose product is annotated as adenosylhomocysteinase. The transcript is spliced from 11 exons. Bases 1 to 1302 code for a protein of 433 amino acids. Gene Ontology annotation, molecular function: adenosylhomocysteinase activity. The record is from RefSeq and is a predicted model, not a curated record. Gene Ontology annotation, cellular component: cytosol. Lineage: Eukaryota; Metazoa; Chordata; Actinopteri; Sciaenidae. Gene Ontology annotation, biological process: L-methionine cycle.
AUGUCUGAGAAACUUCCCUACAAAGUUGCUGACAUCAGCCUGGCCGAAUGGGGGCGCAAGGCCAUCGAAAUCGCAGAGAACGAGAUGCCCGGUCUGAUGAAGAUGAGGGAGCUGUAUGGUCAGUCCAAACCUCUGAAGGGAGCGCGUAUCGCCGGCUGCCUCCACAUGACCCUGCAGACCGCCGUGCUCAUCGAGACCCUGACCGCCCUCGGAGCUGAGGUUCAGUGGUCGAGCUGUAACAUCUUCUCCACUCAGGAUCACGCUGCUUCUGCCAUCGCCAAGGCUGGUGUUCCAGUGUACGCCUGGAAAGGUGAGACCGAUGAGGAGUAUGUGUGGUGCAUCGAGCAGACUCUGUAUUUCAAAGACGGCCAGCCCCUCAACAUGAUCCUGGACGACGGAGGAGACCUCACCAACAUGGUCCACCAGAAGUACCCCAAACUUCUGGCAGGUAUCCGUGGACUGUCAGAGGAGACCACUACAGGCGUCCACAACCUGUACAAGAUGCUGAAGAGCGGCGAGCUGAAGAUUCCCGCCAUCAACGUCAACGACUCCGUUACAAAGAGUAAGUUUGACAACCUGUACGGCUGCAGGGAGAGCCUCAUCGACGGCAUCAAGCGAGCCACCGACGUGAUGAUCGCCGGUAAAGUCGCCGUGGUGGCCGGCUAUGGCGACGUGGGUAAAGGCUGCGUCCAGGCUCUGCGUGGUUUCGGAGCUCGCGUCAUCGUCACGGAGAUCGACCCCAUCAACGCCCUGCAGGCUGCCAUGGAGGGUUAUGAGGUUACCACCAUGGAGGAGGCUUGCAAGGAAGGAAACCUCUUCGUCACCACCACUGGCUGCGAGGACAUCAUCCUGGGAGAGCACUUUGAGAACAUGAAGGACGACGCCAUCGUCUGCAACAUCGGACACUUUGACUGUGAGAUCGACAUGAGCUGGCUCAACAAAAACGCUGCAAAGAAAGUCAACAUCAAGCCUCAGGUCGAUCGCUAUCUUCUGAAGAACGGCCGUCACAUCAUCAUCCUGGCCGAGGGCAGGCUGGUCAACCUGGGCUGUGCCAUGGGACAUCCAUCAUUCGUCAUGAGCAACUCCUUCACCAAUCAGGUUCUGGCUCAGAUCGAGUUGUGGACGAACACUGACAAAUACCCUCUGGGAGUCUACUUCCUGCCCAAGAAGUUGGACGAGCAGGUCGCAGCUGCCCACCUGGAUAAACUCGGAGUGAAGCUGACCAAACUGUCCGACAAGCAGGCCAAGUACCUUGGUCUGCCCACCGAGGGGCCCUUCAAACCAGACCACUAUCGCUACUGAGCCCCCGUCCAGCUGAUGAGGAGGAGGUGUGGGUAGAAGGGUGUUGGUGUUUUUGGUGGGUGGGAGCACUCUGAGAGUUUGAGCAGGUUGCGCUCUCGGCUUUUCAGGGAUCUUCCCCCCCUUUAAAUAGCUUUUCAUAUCAAAUGCUGAAGAAAUGAAUCUCGCAUCACGUCCUGUGUCGAUCAGUGAUUUUUGGCAUGGCUGAAGUUUGGAACCCUUGUUCUGCUUCAUUGAGGUGAGAUCAAUCUUUGAUUAAAAUCAAAUUUCUGGUCGCAGCAGGACUUUGGUGCCGAACCUGCAUCGACCCAACAAGUCUCAUUUAGCUCCGACACGCCGACAUCUUCUGUCCUCGACUUCCUCUUUCAUCGACGCUCUUCUGAAACACCAUCAAGUGCUUCUGUGGCUGUUAGAGAGAAUUCCUCCUGUCGUUUCUGUCAUUCCCUCUCCGUUCAUGGAAUAAAAACAAACCCUGAUGCUUUUCUAUCUGAGCGCUCUCUCCGUCUCGUCACAGCUCGAGGUGGAAGGUGACCGACCAGGUUUUUAUCUGUAUCUUUAAUUAACGGUUUAGUGUACAGCGGCCUUAUCCCCCCUGUGUAUCGAUGCUGCCCUCUGUUAGCACUUAUCAAGAAGACUGGAGUUGGUCACGAAGUGCUCGGCGUUACUGGGUGAUUAUCCAGGUAGAGGGUGAAGAGAAGCACUGCUGCCAAAGCGACCACCAAAGCACGUCAAAGCAAGUCUUAUUCUUUCUGUUCUUUCAGUGAUUUAUUUAAUUGACUUGAAGGGCCAAAAAAAAAAACAUGUGCAACGCCCCCCAGUUAAUUUUUAAUUUCUCACUGUGGCCAAUGAAGAUAAAGCGUUGGCCACGGUUACAGCCUGAAAUCAGAGCUCAGCUGCUUGUAAACUAUGAUGAUUGAAACUCAUGUUUGACUAUGAGAAAUAAAGAGAACCAUGUUGACUCUGGA